This is a messenger RNA of Coccinella septempunctata (seven-spotted ladybird), 1023 nucleotides long. RefSeq lists its product as uncharacterized. The record is from RefSeq and is a predicted model, not a curated record. The transcript has 5 exons. Bases 179 to 775 code for a protein of 198 amino acids. Lineage: Eukaryota; Metazoa; Arthropoda; Insecta; Coleoptera; Coccinellidae.
AUUUUUAAUUUGAAUUCAAGCCCCAACUCUAUAAAAUAAAAUAUAAUUUCAGAUGAAUAAUUCAUAAUCCUUUGAAGUCAACAACAAAAGGCUUGCGAAAUUAAUUAUUCCUGAAGUAUUUUCAUAAACCACUAAUACAUAUUUGAACACAAAAGAGGAUUUUUCAAAUUUUAGUACUAUGGGGGCUAUGGAUAUUCCUGGCAUGCAAAUUUUGGAAAAAUACCCCUUUGAAAUUACCCGAGUAAUUGAAGAGCCAUCCUAUGAUUUUUUCGAAUCUAAAAAUUGGUCGAUUUUAAGAGCACCUGGAGUAUCUUGGGUUGCGUGGACCAAGGCAAAGGAUGACAAAUAUAAUUCACUUCAGAAUUCUAAAGGAGAGGAAUCUCAUGAAACAGUACCACCAAGCAGAAAAAAAUUAUUAGAAACAACAACAAGACAAAAUCAACCUGAAGAUUUGUCACUAACACGAAAAAGGAAAAGAAAAUCCUGUGCAGAAAAAGCUCCUAAAAGAGAAAUUAGGCAAGGAAAGGAAAAUCAAACAGAAACACCUGUUCGAUCAAUAAGAGAGAAGAAGAAACGAAAAAUGGAGGAACCAGUUGCACAAGAUGCCCCUAAGAGAGAAAUUUCAAGGUCUGAGACAAGCUUACUCAUCAUGAGAACACCUACCAAACAGUCGAGGAGAAGGACACUUUUUUCUCCAGAGACGUUCGAGGCAUCGUUAGAUUUCACUUUACUUUUCGGCGAGAAUCUUGAAUCUCCAGUCAGAAGGCACUGCUGAAAACAUUUUUUAUAUAAAUAUUUAUUUUUAUACAAGAAAUUCAAAGAGCUGCGUUCACCUCUAAGAGCAAGAAUGAAAAAUAUCAAGAGAUAUCUUAUGAUGCUCUUUAAUCAAAACCGGAUUUUGGUUUGUGGAAGGAAUUCCGGGGUGGAAUAUAAUAGAAAAUUUCAUUAUUGCUUCAAAUUUAUCCAUCUUUUGUUUGUAUUUUUUAACUAUAUAUGAUAAAUACUAAAUAUACGUUAUUGUUG